AUGAUUGAUAUUCAAAAUGAUGUUUUUGAUUCAGUUCAUUAUUUUAAAAUUGAUACUGAUAAUGCUUGGGAUGAAUUAAUGAAUAUACAAAUAUCUAUAACACCACCUUCUAAACCUAAAGAAAAUCCAUUUAAUAGUAUAUUUAGACGUAAACGUCAAAAUUUUAAUGAACUUCCAUCAUAUUGUCAAUGUAAACCAUUACCAAAACCAAUAUGUAAACCAGGACCACCUGGUCCAAGAGGAUUACCAGGAAAAAAUGGUAUUCCAGGAAACCCAGGACCUAAAGGGGAAGAUAAUACUUUAACAUUUGAACCAAUUAAAUGUCCUGAAUUGUCUAAAGAUUGUGUUAAAUGUCCUCCAGGACCUCCUGGAUUAAAAGGACCUGAUGGUGAACCAGGACCACCAGGAAUAGAUGGUGAAGAAGGCUCUUGUGGUAUGCCAGGUUUACCAGGUGAUGGAGGUAGACGUGGUCCUCCAGGAAAUCCUGGACCACCAGGACCAAAAGGAAAAGACGGUAAUCCAGGUCCUCCAGGUUCUAAUGGAAAAAAAGGGAAAGGAAAACCAGGUCAAAAAGGUGUUCCAGGAAAGAUUGGUCAACCAGGAAAGCCAGGAAAAGAAGGGAAAAUUGGAAAAAGUGGAGUUCCAGGUUCGCAAGGGUUACCUGGUUCACCUGGCAAACCAGGUAUUCCAGGAAAUGAUGGAAUACCAGGCAAACAAGGAAAUCCAGGUUUACCUGGACCAGAUGCUGCUUAUUGUUCAUGUCCACCAAGAUCAAUAUAUAAAUUGCAACACUAA
Strongyloides ratti is the source of this 795-nucleotide messenger RNA. Its product is annotated as Collagen triple helix repeat-containing protein. The transcript has 2 exons. Bases 1 to 795 code for a protein of 264 amino acids. The record is from RefSeq and is a predicted model, not a curated record. NCBI's taxonomy places the organism in Eukaryota, Metazoa, Nematoda, Chromadorea, Rhabditida, Strongyloididae.